This is a messenger RNA of Thermothelomyces thermophilus ATCC 42464, 1174 nucleotides long. RefSeq lists its product as uncharacterized. The transcript has a single exon. Bases 94 to 1071 code for a protein of 325 amino acids. The record is from RefSeq and is a predicted model, not a curated record. Lineage: Eukaryota; Fungi; Ascomycota; Sordariomycetes; Sordariales; Chaetomiaceae.
GUUCCAUUUCCUGAAGUAAUACUGCACCUUCGACUCCAUGAAAAAGCACAAGUUGUUUUACCGGAGAAGAAAAUGUUUUUUUAAAAAAAAGUAAUGGAAGGACAGAAGGAGCAUCGCCAGAUCCGUUUAAGCCCUUACUUUCGCCCCGCGCCGGAACCGCGUGGCUUCCACGCCCGAAGGCUCACGCGCCAUCAUUUCCUGAGCAAUCGCUGGGGCCUCGGGCAACACCGUGCCUCCGGGCCCCCGGCGUUCCUGCCUGAAAUGCCGCAGGCAAGAUCCGGCUUGCGCCCCAUCUUCCAGCGCACACAAGCGGCGCAGACAAGAGAAAUAAUCCAGUCAACGCUCGAUAGCAGUUUCGGCGUACUUCGAGACGAAAUCAGAACCGUGGACCGAAGCAUACAGCAGCUGGGAAAAGACAUUUCUAACCAAUUUGCCCAAGGACUGGAGAGACUAUUGGAGUCUCGUCUUGGUCCCGCGUGCGCAGAACGGGUCGGCCGAGAAGAGAACGAGAACAGGAAAAAUCUGCAGCUGGAGCAUCAGCUCGAAAUAGACAACUUGAAGAGGGAGGGCGAGUUGGCUAGGCAGAAGCUCAAGGAGGCGGAGAAGGACCUGGAGAUUGCAAACAUGCAGACACAGGCCGCCAUCGGCGAUCUCGUCCGCCUGCAGCGUAUCAUGGACGCUCAACCAAAUGGGGCCGAGAACGAUGGAAAACGGAAACAUGCAGAGAAGUUCAUCAUGACCGAGUUUUUGCGGUUGAGGUCCUCCGUCCGAGAUCUCGCCGAGAGUCCUCUUCUGCAGCUCGGCCGCUUGUCCGACACCACUGCGGCUGGAGGGGACAGCUUAUUAUUCAGCCCCCAAGCAUGGAAUCGCGCGAGCACGCGUCAGCGGCGAUACCGAGUAAUGACUGCCGUAUUCCAGCUGCUAUUCCGACGGAUUCUGCGACCGGGGCUACGCAUGUUCGGCGUCCAAGUGUUCCUGAGGAGCAAAGAGCACCAGACCAUCUCGGCCUCCGAGGCCCACCUCCGAUCUCUGGAGAGGGAGUUGGAGGCCAACCAAGGUCAGUCCUCGUAAAAUUGAUGGAUAACCCUAGCCUACAUCUUUGGAGCGCCUUGCUGACCAACCUUUCCUCUUCCUCAGUUGACGACGCGGAACUCAACACCUGGGUCGGCACAAC